UCUAUGGUUGCUAAGGAAAUCAAGCCUGAAGGCGCUGUAAACAGUGAACACACGCUUACUGGAUUCAUAUUAAUGCUCGUUUUACAAUCUUACCAGCUUUGCUGAUCAAUGAAUGAUUGGGGUGAUUGUAUAAAUCGUGGACUCUUAUGGCAGAAUUGCAUAUAAUUGGGCAGAUCAUUGGGGCCACGGGUUUCCCAGAGAACAGCCUCUUCUGCAAAUGGGGUGUACACACAGGAGGAGCAUGGAGGCUUCUUGCUGGUCUGAAGGAAGGUCAAACUCAAGUGGACAUGCCUCAAACAGGGGACAUGGCAUACUGGAGCCAUCCCAUUGAUUUGCACUACACUACUAAGGGCCUACAAGGAUGGCCAAAGCUUCACCUCCAAGUGUGGCAUCAGGACUCUUUUGGGCGAUGCCAGCUGUAUGGUUAUGGUUAUAUCCACGUACCAUCAAGCCCAGGACAGCAUCGCCUGCAAUGCGCUACAUGGCGACCGCUGGGAUCCUUGCAGGAUCAACUUGCCGAGAUGUUUGUCGGAGGAGGACCACAACUGCGCUCGCCAGAUCUCAUUUACAGUGGCGCAGACCGAUAUAGACUCCACACGGUUGGCAUGGGCACAGUUGAACUAGAGCUGUGCGUUAUUCUACGCCACUUUGACAGAUAUGGUGUGGAGAGCUGAGAAUGGACUGUGGACUGACACACAUUUCAGAUCAGAGAUAUGAGGAGUGAAUAGAAGGUAAAAUAUUUUGUUAUAUUGGACAGGAGUUUUUAACAUAAUGCUAUGUGUGAAUGUAAAGGUGAAUAGUUAAGUAUGUAAUACAAUGAGUUGAGUAAAAUGGCA
This is a messenger RNA of Rhinichthys klamathensis goyatoka, 836 nucleotides long. RefSeq names its product B9 domain containing 2 (gene b9d2). The record is from RefSeq and is a predicted model, not a curated record. Gene Ontology annotation, cellular component: MKS complex. The transcript is spliced from 4 exons. Gene Ontology annotation, biological process: cilium assembly. The coding region runs from base 147 to 674 and encodes 175 amino acids. Lineage: Eukaryota; Metazoa; Chordata; Actinopteri; Cypriniformes; Leuciscidae.